Molecule: messenger RNA, 1194 nt
Organism: Penicillium daleae
Lineage: Eukaryota; Fungi; Ascomycota; Eurotiomycetes; Eurotiales; Aspergillaceae
Exons: 3
Coding region: 1-1194 (397 amino acids)
Source: RefSeq, a predicted model, not a curated record
AUGGCGAGAAGCACCUACAGUACUGUCCUCGAUAGCCUUUCUAAGGCGGAGAAAGGCUCUGCACUGUAUCAAGCCUGUAUAGCCGUUGGAUCCGCUUAUAUGGUUAACAUCAUCCGGUCUCCCAAAACGACCGUGGAUCGAGCCAAAGCCUACGGGAAUGCGCUUACCGUCAUCUAUUCAGCCAUAAUGGAUCCCCAACAAUGCAAAACUGACGACACAUUAUUAGCCGUUUGGCUGUUGGGCCUUUACGAGCUCUUGUUAGGCGUACAAAAUGGUGCUGACCCUGUCGCGACUCCUGGGUGGCAUUCCCAUAACCAGGCACUGACAGAGUUGAUUCGCCUGCGAGGCUCAGAGCAGUUUACUACUCGAAGUGGGCGGAAUCUGUUUGCCGUUAUCUUUAAUAAUGUGGAAACUAGAGCACUCAUGUCCGGUCAGGAAUGUAAAGAGGCACUGGCAUGGAUUCUUCAGUUCCAUAAAUAUUGCGAGCCUUCGGAAUAUCCAGUACUUCGGGCGUGUAUUUUCUCGCACCACUGCGCUCGCAUCUGCGGCCACAUUCGUGCCCUAGUCGAUGCAGGGGACCUUGAAGAGGUGCUGUCCAGCUCUCCAUCGAUCCUCCAAGACGUGGAUGAAGUGGAGCGAGCAACUCACCCUUUGUCCCAUGAGGAGGUGAUAACGGACUACGUGGUAGAACCCCCAAUGACACCGUACACUCCUCCGAAGCACGCGUAUCCGAGCUACGUCGGUGUCCACGUCCUCCAAAGCAACUUCCGCAUGCGUCUCUCAUAUGCCGUCUUUGGAUUCCUGGACAAUGCGUGCAGAGCACCGAGUUGUACACCUCAGCAGAAAAUGGUUUUUUCACGGUAUCGGCGUCGCUGUAUCGAAGAGAUUCAGGCUCUUUCGGACAAAGUCUCACGUAUCUCGGCUGUUUUACCUGAUAUUCAGUCUUGCGAACCCGUGAAUCAAGGAAAAGACGCAACGGAUGGACUUGGUCACAAUGAGCCUCAGGUCGGAGAGUCACCAGAUGCAAUAAAAGCCCGGUCGAAAGAGCCACACGAACGGUCCACUCGAGCAGUUGAGGUCUGUCUAGAUUUUCAACGACCAGUUGAUGGGAAAUUCACUCUGCUAUUCAAUCACACAAACUCCGGAAUGUCGGUUGUCCGGUUCAGAUUUGGGGAUGAGACACGGGCACGCUAG